Molecule: messenger RNA, 2092 nt
Organism: Mercenaria mercenaria
Lineage: Eukaryota; Metazoa; Mollusca; Bivalvia; Venerida; Veneridae
Product: hippocalcin-like protein 1
Exons: 2
Coding region: 401-997 (198 amino acids)
Molecular function (GO): calcium ion binding
Source: RefSeq, a predicted model, not a curated record
UAUAAACAGACUUACACAUCAUAGGCAUUUUAAUCACAAUAUUCAUUUUCUUAUACGUUCUAUCUCUAUUAUUAUCUUGUCAUCCAAGUAGACAUGAUAAAAUUUCAGCAAUUUAAAUUCUCAUUUGCUACUUUACACCAUGGCAUUAAAUCUGUUCCAAGAAUACCUUAAAACGCUACUGUUACAACUGCAUAAAACCUGGACAUCUUUACAUAACAUUUUCUUUACAUAACAAUUACUUCAAUGAAAACCAUAAACAAGGAAGAAAGAGGAUGAAACGAAAAACCGCUAUUUUCCUAUUUGAGUAAUUUUGUAUGGUUAGUCAGGAUGGGUAUUGUAACUGAAUGAUUUAAACUUAAGCAAUGCUCUCUUAAUGAUCCUGUGAAAAAUCAAAGAUAUAAUGGGAAAUACGAAAUCUCUUAUUUUAAAACCCAGAUUUCAGAAACUGGGACCGGAGACUAUAGCGGACCUACAAAAACAUGAAGACAUCGAUUUCACAAGUGCUGAGAUAGAGGAAUGGUACCGUGAAUUUCAGCUACAUAUGACGAAAGGAAUAACUAAACUGACAGUUGAUGUUUUCAAAAAAGUGUAUAACCGUGUCUUUGAGGGGGACGCGUCAUCGUUUGCGUAUCAUCUCUUCAGAUCUUUUGACAUGAACGGAGACGGUUAUGUUGACUUUAGAGAGUUCAUUAUUGGUCUCAGUGUUUCUGGAAGUGAUAACCCAGACAAGAAGCUUAAAUGGGCGUUUAGAAUGUACGAUAUCGAUGGAAAUGGAAGAAUUUCUAAGAAUGAGAUGAACUGUAUUCUAAGGGAUAUCUACAAAAUGACGAAUGCCAUGGUCAGUGACGAACUAGGUAGUCCUGAACAGAUAACUGACAAGUUCUUCACGAAGUUUGACCUAGAUGGGGACGGACAGAUCAGUUUUCAGGAAUUUAAAAACGGUGCAUUGACUGACCCUUUGAUUAUUCAUCUUCUAGAAUGUGAUCCUGAUCCCUGAUGUAUAAACUUAAAAUGGAAAUUUCUUAAUUUAUAGAAACUAGUGAUUUUUGUAAUAUAUUUGUUUGUUUUGCGAAUAUUUAAAAGUCAAGAUUAGCAGUGGUGCUCAGGAACGGACUUUUUACUCAUUAUUCAUAUUCAUGCCUCAUCAUCAUGUUAACACAUCAACAUUUUUAUCUUGUUAUUUUCUAGAGAAUAAUAAAUGAUUACAUUUUAGCCAGUAACAAGGAAAAACAAGACAAACUAAAUGUGUAUAAUAUUUAAAUGUCAAUAUAAUGGGAAAAUUUGAAAAGUGUUAACAUCUCAGCAUACAUUGUUUAUAAUGUGACAGCCACAUUUUUGUCAUGAACACAAAAAUACGUUUUAAAUUAUUUCUUUUAAAACCUUAUUUCAAUAAUUGUUUCCUCAUGUUUUUUGCCAACGUUUGAAAAUUUAAUUAACAGACUAGAAAAUAUCAAGGCAAUAUCAUUGAAUCCAUUGUUUCAUGACUCCAACUUCAUAAGGUUAUGUGCAAUAAUGAAAGCAUUUCUUUUCCAAGUAUGUACAGCUGCUUUUUCCUGUUUUUAACAUAAAAUAAACCUAAGGCCUUAUGGAACUUUGUAGUUCAGCAUUUUGUUAUAUAAACAAGUCCAAUGCUUUGAAUAAAAUUUAUCGAUUGAUUUUUUUCUGAUCUCGUCGUUUCUUUUUAAAAUUUUUAUAUAUGCUGAUUCUUUGUCGAAGAGCAUGUAAUUAAAUGCAUAUAUAGCUACGCAAAUAUUUUUGAUACAUCGCAUUAUAAUGUCACAUCACUGUUGGCUUAAGUUCUCAAAAAGUUUAUUUGUAUUUCUAGAAAAAAUAUAAUUUCUUAACAUUUUGCAAAACUGAGACGUAGUCAGUGUAUUUUAUUUCAAUUAAUUAGAAAAUAUAAUGUUGUAUUUAAAAUUCAGUUUAACUCACUAAACAUCCCUAUCGUAUGUUUGUGAUAAAAGAUAUAUGAAAUUGUGCCUUCUUGUUCGAAGUAUGAAUUUAAAUGUGUCAAAACUCUCGAAAAAAAAUGUGGAAAAUAGGAUUCAUGUAUAAAGAUUGGCAAUAAAUGUUCUUGAAGUUAUACUUUACA